Molecule: messenger RNA, 1563 nt
Organism: Zootermopsis nevadensis
Lineage: Eukaryota; Metazoa; Arthropoda; Insecta; Blattodea; Termopsidae
Product: isochorismatase domain-containing protein 1
Source: RefSeq, a predicted model, not a curated record
GUAUCGCAGGUUGUAAGAGGUUAUUCUGCACAUUUAACACACAGUGUUCAAAUUUGUUGCCUUGAAGGAACGUUCUGCAAGACAAGAAGAUGUCACGUUCACUUUUAAAGUAUGGUCAGUUGCCAGAAAAACGAACUGCAUUCUUUUUGUGCGAUAUACAGGAAAAAUUCCGCCCUGCUUUAUCACAUUUUGAGCAAAUACUUGAAGCUGCAAAGAAAUUGGUUCAGGUCUCCAAGAUUUUAAAUGUCCCUCUUGUAGUGACAGAGCAGAAUCCAAAAGGGCUGGGUAAAACGGUGGCAGAGCUGGACAUAUCUCAUGCUCGUGGAGUGUACCCAAAGACAAAGUUCAGCAUGGUAGUGCCUGAAGUGGCUGAAGAGCUUGAGACUCUUUGUGAUGGGAUGCUUGAAUGUGUCGUGCUAUUUGGCAUAGAGGCGCAUGUGUGUGUUGAACAGACUGCAGCAGAGUUGUGUUUUCGAGGCCUUCAGGUGCAUGUAGCUGCUGAUGCUUGCACUUCACGAUCACAGGAGGACCGCCUCUUGGCAUUUGAGAGACUGCGACAGAUUGGCUGUUUCAUCACGACAAGUGAAGCAGUCAUCUUCCAGCUUUUAGGAGAUAAGGAACAUCCAAAUUUUGCGGAUAUCCGUCCCCUCAUCAAAACGGUUUCACCAUACACUGGACUUGCGCACACAUCUAAAAUAUAGUUACCAUGCUUUUAUAUAUUCCAUACUAACCUAAACAAAGCGAAAGGCUGUGUCCUGUUGGGUCAAUAUUUUACAUUCUGAAGUUCCUUUCACAUUACAACCAUUAGUAGCAACAGCACGUUGAGGUACAGCGGUUACUUUCGCAUAAGAUUACUCUUUACUUUGGUGCCGUGAGUUCAGACAGGACUUUCAUUCUCUUGAAGUGGAUACGAGAAAGAGAAUGCGUGAAAUGUAUUUUACGCUGUUUAAUUCAGAAUUGUAUCCAUAUCUAGUUGGGCUUCUUGCGGGUUAUUUAUUUAGAAAUUGAUUAUAUUUAUUUGGCCGGGGGCGUGCCUUAUAAACCGAAUGAAGUAGUAUCGUGUUUACAAUUUGGACCAGUGAUUCUAGCGCUGUCACUUUUCUGAAAAUCCGUGACGUCGGUAAUAUUUUUAAAUGUGGGACUGCUGAACUCCUCCAUAGCGCUGGGCAGAAUUGUCGUUGGAUUAAAUAUGUUGCUCGAAGUAGUAAUUAAAUUUUUAUGCUGAAUAAGUAAACUUCGUGCUAAUGAAUGGGUGUCUUACAGAUUAUGCUGUUACACCAUAAAAUUUAAUGUUUGCUGCAGAGAUGUAAUGUGAAAGUUGUUUCAAACAGUGGCCUUUACGACAGUUUUAUUAUAUAUAUAUGUAUAUGCACAGGGCAAGGUGUUGUUAGUGUUGUAUAAAGAGGUGUUUUCUUGAUUCAUUAUGUUGCAUAUCAUGUUACUUGACAUGGCAUAUUAUGUUUAUGUUAUGAAGCUUUCGUGCCAGUGAUCUGUUUUUAGUGUAACAUAAUUAUAUUGAAAUUAAUGUUAUAUGAAAAUAAAUUUGUUUGUUGUUUUAACAUA